Molecule: messenger RNA, 822 nt
Organism: Echinococcus granulosus
Lineage: Eukaryota; Metazoa; Platyhelminthes; Cestoda; Cyclophyllidea; Taeniidae
Product: Ubiquitin domain-containing protein UBFD1
Exons: 3
Coding region: 1-822 (273 amino acids)
Molecular function (GO): cadherin binding; RNA binding
Source: RefSeq, a predicted model, not a curated record
AUGGUACAUAAAAGUCAUUGGUCCAACAACGAGGCGAGGUGUGAGACAAUGCGCACCAACGCUAGCGGAUCAGCGGCUUCUGAAGGCAUUGGAGAGUCAAAAAGGGUGGCGGAAAGCUCUGGGGACGUUGCUGUCCGUUUGAUAGUGCAACACAAUCGAAGUCUUUACUCCUUCGAAUUCAUGCCUGACUGCACCGUAGAGGAUUUGAAGGAAAGACUUGAAGCCAUCACUAACGUGCCAGUCAACAUGCAGAAAUUGAUAUUUCGGGGCAUUCUUAAGAAUGACACGAAAAUUGCGAGCCUUAGAUUGCCUGGGCGUGACACAAGAAUCAUGCUAAUCGGUACUGAAAGAGAUGUAUCAGUGGCUUCAGGUCAGUCGUCAGCCUCCACACCCGAGUCGGAUACGAACAGAGAAAAUGAACCACCUCUUGAGGAGGAUAAAGAAACCAUUGCAGGUCAUAAACAUGUUAUAGAGACCUUUGGUAAACCAGACAAUGCUAAAGCGAGUCUCACCGUACCAGCGACACUGGCGGAUAAUGAGACACUGACGGGCUUACUAGACAAGAAGGGUAAACCGCUGCGUCUUCGCUUCCACCCCGAAAGCUGUGAGCUUUGGAUGGCAACCCCCUCGGCCACAUAUAAGAUACCUCUGGAUACCGUCAAAGAGGUCGAACACUGCCCCAUCCUUGAGCACCCAGGUUAUCAUAUCAUGAGCUUCCAACUUGGUCCCACCCGGAAAUCACGUUUUUUCAUUUAUUGGGUGCCUGAACAGUACGUUGCUUCCAUCAAGAAAAAAGCUCUUUCUCUCAGGCCAAUGCGGUGA